CGACAAAAAACCUUUAAGCGCAUUAUUAUUUAGCUUCAAUUUUGAUGCAUUUUAUUUACUUCAUAAAAUAAGGUCGGUGGAAUCCUUGCCGUUCUGAUGCCAAAUCAUGUAAAUGCUUUGCUCUGAACUACAGUAUUUUCAGGACAGAAUCAUUUUAGCGAAUCGGUAAUAAAUCCACCUCAAACAAAGUCUGUUCUUGAGGACCAACAACCCAGUAUGAGUGCACGUUUAAUCAAGCCUGUUCUUCACGGAUAUUUUAGAAGUUCUUGCUCGUGGAGAGUCCGGAUAGCGUUUGCAUUGAAAGGCAUUGAAUAUGAGCAAAAAGCUGUAAAUCUCAUUAAGGAUGGCGGGCAACAGCUAACAGAUCAGUUUAAGGCAAUAAACCCAAUGCAGCAAGUGCCUGCAGUCACUAUUGAUGGCAUCACCCUGUCUCAGUCGCUGGCCAUCAUCCAGUACAUUGAGGAGACUCGUCCAGAGCCCCGCCUCCUGCCUGCGGACCCAAAGCAGCGGGCUCGGGUCCGCAUCAUCUGUGACAUCAUCGCGGCCGGGAUCCAGCCUCUCCAGAAUCUAUAUGUGCUUCAGAAAGUCGGAGCAGAGAAAGUACAGUGGGCUCAACAUUUCAUCACCCGAGGAUUCGAGGCCCUGGAGCCUAUCCUGAAGCAGACGGCAGGAAAAUACUGUGUUGGUGAUGAGAUCUCCAUGGCAGAUAUCUGUCUUGUGCCUCAAGUCUACAACGCUGAAAGGUUCAAGGUGGAUGUGUCCCAGUUCCCUACCAUCAGAAAGUUAAACCAGACCUUAAUUGAGAUCGACGCUUUCAAAGUCACUCAUCCGUCACGUCAGCCUGAUACUCCUGAUGAUUUGCGGGCGUAAUCUGAGUAAUGAAACCAAUAAAAACACUUUGAUAAA
Molecule: messenger RNA, 906 nt
Organism: Puntigrus tetrazona (Sumatra barb)
Lineage: Eukaryota; Metazoa; Chordata; Actinopteri; Cypriniformes; Cyprinidae
Gene: gstz1
Product: glutathione S-transferase zeta 1
Exons: 10
Coding region: 217-870 (217 amino acids)
Biological process (GO): glutathione metabolic process; L-phenylalanine catabolic process
Cellular component (GO): mitochondrion; cytoplasm
Molecular function (GO): maleylacetoacetate isomerase activity; glutathione transferase activity
Source: RefSeq, a predicted model, not a curated record